UUUGUCUUCUUUGUUUUUUUUUUUUUUGGAGCGAGCAGGAAAUCAGUGAGUCCAUCAGGGCUGCUGUGAUUCCCAGCAGUGAUACGUCAUUAUACUGGAUCACUGUUUGAAACGAGGGCAGCUGUGCUUGACUCUGGAACUGACAAGGCUGUCACACACUUCAGGAAACACACGCCGGUGAGGUUUGGGAAAGAGAGGUAUAUUCCUUGUAUUCAGUCACAGAAUACACCAUUAUAUGUGUGCACUAGUGCCACACUCAUGUCAGAGCCUCCAAAGUGCUGCAUCUGCCUGGACGACUUCACCAACCCUGCUUCACUCCCCUGUGGACACAGCUUCUGUCUGGGCUGUAUCGGAGAAUACUGGAGGAUCCACGGGGCUUGUCAGUGCCCUCUCUGCAUGACCCACUUCCACACCAGACCACAGCUGAAAACAUGCCACGCAACACACACUGAAACCCCAGCGACGCCUUUAAAAGCCGGGGAGGUUCCCUGUGAUCUCUGCACGGCCACGAAACGGCCCGCGGUCAAGUCGUGCCUGGUGUGUCUGGCCUCGUACUGUGACACCCACCUGGAGCUACAUUACCAGAGUGAAGAUCUUGGGCGCCAUCUCCUGAUCAGUGUGGUGAAGAACUUGGAGGAGCCUGUGUGCAGAGUGCACGAGAAGCCUUUAGACCGGUUCUGCAGGAGUGACCAGACAUGCAUUUGUGCCAUGUGCGCCCAGACCGAACAUAGAGGUCACCACAUCAUCCCCAUUUACAGGGAAGCUGCAAAGAAGAAGGUGAAGCUAAAACGGAGGAGGACGAAGCUUCUGCAAGCCAUUCAAGAGAGACUAAGCAAAGUCGAGAAAAUCAAGCUGUGCGUCGGCUGCAGUGGAGAAAACCCGGCAGAGGCGCGGGCGGAAAAUAAAGAGCUCGUGCAACAGCUGGAGGAAGAAAUCUGCGAUCUGCAGAGGGAGAACUCUGAGCUGGAGCAACUCUCACACUCCGAAGAUGACCUGCACUUCCUGCAGACAGAUAUGGCCUCUGCUCCUGCGUCACCCAGUGAAAGCAGCUCCUUGGAGAACCAUCUAAAAUGCUCCACAUGCAUGGAAACAUUUACGGACCCUGUCACUACAGCUUGUGGCCACUCCUUCUGCAAGAUGUGUCUGGAGUUCCACUUUAAGUACAACGACAGAGUGUGCCCCCUGUGCAAGAAGCCCAUUACCAGAACCUUGGAUGUGAACAUCGUCUUGAGAGAAAUUGUCCAAAAUUGUCGAAUUGAUGAGAAGAUGAAAAACCUGGAAGCAAAAGAUGACGACGUAGCCUGCGACAUUUGUACAUCACCAAAGCUCAAGGCUGUGAAAUCCUGCCUUGUGUGUCUCGCCUCGUAUUGUUUGAACCACCUGAAGAAUCAUUCCUCAACUGAAAGGCUGAAGGGCCACAAGUUGGUGGCACCUGUGGAGGACCUGGAUGAACGGGCCUGUCUGAAACAUGGACGUCCCUUGGAGCUGUACAGUAGGGAGCAGCAGAGAUGCAUUUGUGUUGGCUGUCUGGAAGAAGAUCCGCUGGAGGUUGUCUCCACUGAAGAUGAAUGGGAGAAGAAGAAGAUUAAACUUCAGAGUGUGAAAAGUGAAUUGGAAACACAAAUUAACCGGAGAGAAAAAAAUCUGCACAAGCUUAAUCAAGCUCUUCAGGACUGCAAGAACCAGAUGGAUAAUGAGUCGAGGGAUAUUGAUAAUGUGUUCAAUACUGUGAUCGCUAUUGUGGAGGAGGCUCAAGAUAUAGCUCUUCAGCCACUGAGAGACCGGAGGCAAGUCAUGGAAAAAGAGGUAGAUGAUCUCAAACAGAAGCUGAAAGCAGAGAUCAGACGCUUCCAGAAAAAUAUCACUGACCUGGAUGGUAUAGCUACCCUUGAGGAUCACAUCCAUUUCCUACAGGAAUGCCCGUGUCUUGAAGACCUGGUGGACACCAAUGACUUUGUGGAGGUAGAGUUCGACACAUCACUGUGUUUUGGGACAAUCAGAAAAACCACAACGAUAAUGAUGGAGAGAGUUCAACAGGAGCUUGACAAGCUGACCUCCAUCGAACUUAAGAGAGCUCCAAAGUUUACAGUGGAUGUAAAGCUGGAUCCAACCACUGCGCACCAACGCCUUGUCGUUUCUGAUGAUGGGAAGGAAGUGAAAGAUGGAGGGACAGACCAGGAAGUUGAUGAUUCACCGAAGAGGUUUGACAUGUUUGGUAGCAUCCUGGGUGUCAACAGCUUGAGCUCCGGGAGGUCUUACUGGGAAGUGGAGACCAACAAGAAGACCGGGUGGGACCUGGGUGUGGCGAGAGUUGAUGCAAACCGCAAAGGGAACCUCUCAUUGAACCCAGACAACGGUUACUGGGUGAUCAUUCAUUACGAUGACGAAAAGUUUACAGCUCUGACAGCGCCGCCACAAGUGCUUUCCCUGCAAGAGAAACCUCAGAGGGUGGGAGUGUUCGUGGAUUACGAGGAAGGACUGGUCUCUUUCUACAAUUUGACAACUCAGUCUCACAUAUAUUCUUUCACAAAGUGUUCAUUCACCAAAGAACUUCUCCCGUAUUUCAGUCCACACCAGAAACAAGAUGAUAAAAACAGCAAUCCUUUGAUUAUUUCUCCUGUGAAUGGGACAUGGACGCGAACUAUGUCGGGAUCAGUCGUCUCUGGAAUUAGCCUCGUGGGGCAAGGGCCAAUAAUUUAGGGCUUAGUAGACAGCACAAAAUACACAAAUAUUUACCUAACUACAUAUCUGCAUAAUAGGCCUUUCUGUGUGGAGUUUGCAUGUUCUCGCCGUGUAUGUGUGGAUUUUCUCAGGGUUCUCUGGUUUCCUCCCUAAUUCCAAAAACAUGCAGAUUUGGGGAUUAGGCAAAUUGGACAAUCUAAAUUGACAAUAGGUGUAAGUGUGAGAGUGAAUGGUUGUCUGUCUCUGUGUGGCCCUACGAUGGACUGGUGUCCUGUCCAGGGUGUACCCCGCCUUUCGCCCUAUGUCAGCUGGGAUUGGCACCAGUGCCCCCGGCCAGCGUUAAAGAUGGAUGAAUGGAUGGAUGGAUGGACGGACAUCCCUGCAUAUAGCUGGAUUCAGACUAAUGCUAAAAUCCAUAGUUCA
Messenger RNA from Solea solea (common sole), 3105 nucleotides. RefSeq names its product E3 ubiquitin-protein ligase TRIM39-like. The transcript is spliced from 9 exons. The record is from RefSeq and is a predicted model, not a curated record. NCBI's taxonomy places the organism in Eukaryota, Metazoa, Chordata, Actinopteri, Pleuronectiformes, Soleidae. Gene Ontology annotation, molecular function: zinc ion binding; protein binding. Bases 259 to 2700 code for a protein of 813 amino acids.